Molecule: messenger RNA, 1162 nt
Organism: Drosophila nasuta
Lineage: Eukaryota; Metazoa; Arthropoda; Insecta; Diptera; Drosophilidae
Product: lactosylceramide 4-alpha-galactosyltransferase-like
Exons: 2
Coding region: 1-1140 (379 amino acids)
Biological process (GO): glycosphingolipid biosynthetic process
Molecular function (GO): alpha-1,4-N-acetylgalactosaminyltransferase activity
Source: RefSeq, a predicted model, not a curated record
AUGACAGCACAUCCAAAGCAACUGCUCGUGCAGCUCAAAAAACGAAGGUGGAUAGUUCUUCUCCUGCUGAUCAUACUGCUUCUUGUAUUCGCCAUGAAUCGUAAUUAUCGACAGCAUCAGAAUUUGACUCCAAAGUCUGCACAAUGUUACCUGCCUGAGGAUUAUUCAAGAGAUGAUGCAAUUUAUCGGCUGCGUCCGCUCAACGCGCUGAAAGAUCUGCUGCUGGAGGAAAGGCAGCCUCGAUUUCGUCGGACCAUCUUUUUUCUGGAGACGAGUUGCAGUAUGCCGCCAAGAUUUAAAUAUAACAAGCUGGAGCUGGCAGCGAUGCAAGCUUGCGCCAUUGAAUCGGCUGCUCAACUUAAUCCCAGCUACGAUGUUUUUGUGCUCUAUGCCAGUCCGUGGAAUUAUUUGCCAGACAAGAAGACAAUGUCGCAACUUCUUGAGGUAACCUUGAGCAAUCCCAAUGUGUACUUGCGUUCGGUGAAUCUUCAGAGCUUGGCAGUCGACACUCCAGUUGAGGAUUGGCUCAAAAGUGCCGAGCUCUUCAAGUCACGUAAUCCGACUGAACACAUCUCGUAUCUGCUGCGUCUGCUGGUUCUCUAUCGCUUUGGUGGCUUCUACGUGGACUUCGAUGUGCUCUUCAUGCGCACCUUGAUGAAUUUACUCGAGAAUUUUCUUGGCGCCGAGAGUGAGCAGUCGCUAGCCAGCAGUCUUUUAUCUUUGGCUCCCUCUGGCAUUGGUCGUGAAUUUAUCAAAGAAUGUCUACGCGACUUCCAGCAGCAUUUCGAUGCGAAAAAUUGGCGAAAGAAUGGAGAUCAACUCAUCAAUCGUGUGGCAAGCAAGUUCUGUGGCACGCAGAAUGUUUCUGCAAUGCUCGACAAUCGUUCAGGUUGUCGUGGCCUUCAUAUACACGAUUGGUAUGCGUUUUAUGCUGUACAGCGGAGCUAUGUACAGGACUUUUUUGAUCCUGCACGCGUGGAGGAAACUCUCGAGCUAACGAACGGCUCGUAUUUGGUGCAUUUAUGGAACAAGUUAUCUUACGAGUUGCCUGUUAAAUUCAACUCAGAUACUGCCUAUGGCAAGCUGGCGAAGCAAUAUUGUCCUAAGGUCUAUGAGGCAAUCAGCGAAAAUUCUAAUUAGAAAAUAAACAAAGGAUAAAAUA